UCUUCCGGUUGGUAAUAAAUUUAGUAUAUAGGUCUCUGGUAUAGUUGAUGGGAACACCACAGGACUGAUUGUGUUAAUGACUGAAAUGGACAGCCAGAAUAAUCUCCUUAUUUGUAUCCUGCUGGUGAUUCAGAUCGCAGAUACGACCGGGAGUAAAUGCUCAGAUGCUGCAGACGUAAAUAAUUUACCGUAUAUCCGGAUGUGUGAGGACGGCAGCGUUACGUCAGACAGAGUGAUACUGGACACACACCUGGCCGGGGAAUAAGGGGAGACAACUUGUUCGUGUAGUGUUGACUCUACAUACAUCAUUAAUAUAUACAUAGAAUAUUACGGUAAUGGAUUGAACCCAAAUACGUCCGGAUGUGGUAGUGAAGUUGUAGUUAUCGAUAAUGGAUUUAAUUACAUAGAAGGACACUAUCAAUGUAAGACGUCUCCGGUGGUACCCGUUUAUAUAAAACCAGUGACUAUAACAUGGAAUGGGACACUUGGUGGGGAUUCAAAGUACUGUCUCAAUAUUACAGGUGUUGUAAUUCUACCUAAUACAUCCUUUACUAUGACAUGUUUUAAACCCGAUACUCCGAUGACGUCACCACCACCAUCACCAGCACCACCAAUAUCAAAAAUAGCAACCACUACAACGAAAUUUACAACAGGUGUCAAACGAAGCACAGACACUGAGGAAACAACAAUGUCAAUUCAAACAUCACAAGCCAACACACCUGAAAGUUCCUGUUAUUUUGAUGAAAAGGAAUACGUGUAUUUACCAGUCUACGCUUUAGCUAUAAUCAUCGUUUCCAUGUGUCUGGUAUCGCUUUACGCAGUGGUUGUCACAUUCCUCUAUCUAAGAAGAUAUUUGAAUUCCGAGAAACGACCUAACAAUAAUCCACGAUCCGCAAUACCCGAUGAAGGAGGCUAUGAAAACAUGCCAAUACCAUCAAAUACAGAGGGGACAUACGAAGGUUUAGAAUUAUCUCAGGUCAAUUUUACACCUAACACGUAUGAUGACCUCGGGAAUUCAGGCACGUGAUCAUAUGCUCAGUUAAAGUGAUGACCUGUGUCAUUCGACCUCUACGGAUGUAUUAGCCGGGGCAGCAUGGGAUUUUGCGAUGAUUUUAUUCGUCGACCUUACAUCAAAGCGCAGUCCCGGAUAUGUAUAAAAUCGAUUUAAGUUGAUACAUUAUUAUUUUUGACUUCCAGAAAUUAUGUUUGACGCUUCAAAAGUGUUUUGAAAGCGAUUAGGUGUAAAAUAUAUUUCUCCACGAACCCCGACAUAUCUGUACUAUACCGUAAUAUGUUCCAACAUAAACUCAGACAUUAACCCUGACAGAAUGUGGUGUACUUCCAUAUUGUAAUAUGUUUCACCAAGAAUGUCUACAAUCAACUCGGACAUUAACCCUGACAGAAUGUGUUGUACUUCCAUAUUGUAAUAUGUUUCACCAAGAAUGUCUACAAUCAACUCGGACAUUAACCCUGACAGAAUGUGUUGUACUUCCAUACUGUAAUAUGUUUCACCAAGAAUGUCUUCAUAAAGUCAGACAUUAACCCCGACAGAAUGUGUUGUAUUUCAAUAUUGUAAUGUUUUCCAGAAAUGUCUACAUAUACUAAAUGUACUUGUUUGCACUCGUUAUUACUAUAUGAUCAAUGACAUAUAUAUAAUCUGUAAGAAUGUAUACAUGUAACUCGUUCACAUAAUUAUCAUUGAUUAAUAUCCGUUAUUGAAAUACGAUUGUAGAUACAUCGUAUUGUGUACAAUGUCCACUUAUAUAAAGCAUUUAAUGCAUUCUAUUGUUUAUUUUAGUUUUGUGUGUAAAGACCCUGUUUAACGAUUAUUUUGUCAAUGUCUCCAUUAAAUGCUCAUUAUUUGUAGUUUGUCUGGUCAAAAGAACAGUGAGCUACCUACAUUUAUUUGUACCUGUUGCCAUUACGUCGAAAUGUCCCAGGAAUGUUUUCGAUUAAUCGGUUUGUGGUCACCAUCCAUAAAUAAUUUGUUUUCUUGGCCACUAUUUGAUUAUAGAUGGUUGGUCAAAUCGCCUUUCAUCUAUGGUUUAUCCGUUUCCAAACAGAUCUUGUUGGCUAUAUUUCUUAGUAGUAUCAGAGUGAUAUUUGAGGCCGGAUCGACCUCCGUUUAUACAAAAUUAUUCCCCUUCAUCCAAAAAUGCAUCAGCCCAGAUUUGGUCAAAAUCCGCAGAGCGUUAUGAUGAAAAGUUAAUUGAUGCACGACGUGUCAUAUUGUCCACUCACUGGUACUUCGGUACUGAAAAGUAUUGGAGUAAAUUUUCCGUCAAUAGUACCGAAAAUAUCGGCAAUCUAUAGGCAUACGUAUCAAUUUACUGUGUAUAAUUCGGUCGACAGCGAGUCCGUGAUCUGGUUUCCUCGAGUUAUACCUUUGGUAAUGAGUUCCAAGUAGGGUACUCUGCUGAUUUCAAUGAUAGACAAAUCUAAAUGCUGCUCAAGAAGCAUAACUGCAUCAAAUGCUUAGCCCAUCCCGAUUUGCUCUUUUGAGCCCCACACUUCCACCUUCAUGUAGGGUAGACAGUGAGCUUAUGUUAGUUUUAGGUGUAAAUUUUUGCUUUUAAAAUUUUAUAAUAUUGUAAUAUGAGUCGAGGAUAGACAUCACAGCAUUUCCCCUCUAUUUAUAUAUAAUUCUAUAGUUCUUGUAUUAAAUUAGUACAUGGUGAUUUCAUAUCAUAUCUGACAAACAAAGAAAGAAAAGAAAAAUCAUUAUUUUAGGGCCUUUUAUUAUUCAUUACUCUGAUAAGUAUAGCCGGUGAUCAAAAAUUAAAGCAAAGCGCUAAUAUUCAGCCCCACUUGUCGAAAUGAUUACUGAAAACAUUUGUGAGAGUGUUUUUAUAUUUUAUAUACACAUAUACUGUUGACAUGCAAUGGAAAUACAAUUAAAUAUUCCGAAUAUC
Molecule: messenger RNA, 2912 nt
Organism: Pecten maximus
Lineage: Eukaryota; Metazoa; Mollusca; Bivalvia; Pectinida; Pectinidae
Exons: 7
Coding region: 554-1027 (157 amino acids)
Source: RefSeq, a predicted model, not a curated record